This is a messenger RNA of Orbicella faveolata, 934 nucleotides long. RefSeq lists its product as uncharacterized. Gene Ontology annotation, molecular function: ATP hydrolysis activity; protein binding; ATP binding. Gene Ontology annotation, biological process: signal transduction. The record is from RefSeq and is a predicted model, not a curated record. NCBI's taxonomy places the organism in Eukaryota, Metazoa, Cnidaria, Anthozoa, Scleractinia, Merulinidae.
ACGGAGAAGGAAUGUUAGUUGGUCCAGUCCUUCACAUAUCAUCUUCUCACAAUGUUGAACUUUUGGAACCAGCAAAAAUCACGAUCCCUCUUACAUUUUUUCAAGGUAGGGUGGAUUUGGCAAACCUAUCUUGUGGUCAGUGGAGGAUAUUGCACUAUUCAAGAGAAAAAUCACAAGAAUGGACUGAAAGUACGGAUCAGUUAGUGAUGACGCCAGUUCUUGCAGAUGGAAUAGUGACAUUUCAAGUCAAACAUUUCUGUCGGAUUUGGCUCUGGUGGCUAAACAUUAAGAAGUUCUUUAGCCCCCCACGGCAACUUGCUUGUGACUUAAACAAAAGAGCCAUGGGACAACAAGCAGAAUUUUUAGCUUGCUUGUGUGACAAUAAGAUGCCAUCCAACUAUGUACUGGCUCUAAGCUGUCAUCCAAGUUACUUGAAAUAUCAAGUGAAUAGCCAUAUAUCGUCAACAUAUUUUGUGAUUUUCCAAGGAGAAGGAUCCUCAGAGGAGCCGCUUUGUAACAACGAUAAGGCGUUCGUGUCCUUUUCUGAGGCAUUUUCGCUUGAGCAAAGUGAAAACACAAAAGACCACUACUUGCGGUAGGUGUCUGUUAUUACCUAUGUUUUAUCAUUUAAGGUUGGUAGGUUAAAGUACUUCUCGAAUUAUGUUGCAUCCAUGCAUCCGUCCACGUUGGCUUACCCUAUCCUAACGGACUCAACAACACACACUUUGUUACCAAAAUAGAAAAACUCUUAGUUACCAGAAAAAGAUAAUUGAAACAGAAAAUUAAAGCAGGUGAAUUAACCCAGAAUAUCUCGAAAGCUAAUCGAGCUUCGAACUGAACAAUAAAGGAAAGACAUAUUUUUCCAGUCAAGUGUAUGCUUCUGUCACUGACUGACGAUGCUUCUCCUCUAGCAAGUAAAUUUUGUUGUUAGAGA